GUCGUCGCAUGCGCCUCAAUUAACUGCAGCGAGAAGGAAUGGAAGGGGAUGCGAUCAACGGCUCUCCGGCGGGUAGUAAUUAGCUUCUCCAAGCGAAAUAUUGUGACAAAUACAUGGAGUGCCGUACUUCUUCCUCUGGAAGAAUUUCUCUCUUUCUCUCCUCUUUUGAAGGACUUCUUCAAGAAAAGGGCCCAAGGACGUGUCGCCCAAAGCGCGUUCUCCGAUCUUGGCGGAAAUUCGAGCUCUCGUCCACGGCUGUCCGACAACAAAACGACAAGGAGUUGGAGCCGCGUACACGCUGGAACGAGAUCUAGCGGAGUUUACGGCCGUAUCACGGAUGCAGUUGCAUCACCGAUGGAUACGGAUGCGGUGUCGAAGGAUCCAGUUCGAGCCGAGCAGGCUCAAUUCGAGGAGUUGGAUGCAGGAGAACGCAUCCGGAGGCUCCAAAUUCGCAGUGUUUCGCGGACUGUGAACUGUCGCUAUCAAAGACAAAAAGAUCUCGAGGACGUGCACGACAAAGAUUUGGGGAGUCUCCGUGGCGCAGUCUCGGCGAAUUGAGUUAAUCACUCGCGCGGAUAAUUAACAUUUCUGACGCUAAUUGAGCGGUCUUAGCGCGGCAGCACAGCUGAAGCCGUAACUCACACCGUGCCGGCUCGCGGGGAUCUCAAUGAAAAGUAUCAGUAAACUCUCUAUCGCCGCGCAACGGCGAUAGAGCGUAGCCGCGGUGGUUUCCUCAGUUUAUUUAUUCCCGGGUCAAGGGAACUCCACUUCUUAAACACGAGGGUCAAGGAGUCAAUGAGAUCCGGUUGCUCAGGUAUGUAACCGCGCAAGUGCUCGGAGUCUCUCUCUCUUUCUCUCACGGGCGUUUCGUUCGGCUUUAUUCCCGGUAAUUUUCCACGGGAUCCUCCUCUCUCGUCGAGGUCACGCCACGGAACACCUUGUCGACGAUCAUUGCGAAAUUAUGCGUUGAAACGUGUCACCGCCGUCGUCUCGCGCCGUCCCGAAUAACGAUCGUCGCGCGAUAAUGCGCGCGAAUGGCGAUCCUUUUUCGACCCAGCGAACACGUCGACGAUCUUUCCAUCGACGUCGCGAUUGAUCUCCGUUGACACUUGCGACUGACCUCCAUUGAUCGUUCGACAGCACGGCCGAAGCCGGCAAGUAAUCCAAGUACCGUAAAUAACGCAGUUCCCGAUGCGUGUACAUAGGUUUUUUUUUUACCUUUCUAUCUCAUGUCAUCGACUCGCCAUUGGCUGGUUCGCGUCUAUGCGAUUAGUUAUGCAUUAUAAAUAAAUUAAUGAAGGACGCGUCGCACCAGUUUUUUCAUAGCGCCAGUCACCGAUAACCGGCGCAACGAUUGACACGAUUAUCGAUGGUAUAUCGACGUAAAAAGAACUAGUCAAUGUAACUCGGGUAUUUCCGAGUACACCCACACUCUCUGCGGCUAUUACCCGAGCAAUCAGAUAGUAAAUAGUUACGAGUAUGCCAAUGCAUUCGUUCGUUAUUUGUUAACAAAUUUGUUCUUUAUUGUUAUAAAGUCUAUAACCUGGAGCUGUCAAAUUAUUUCAUGUAUUCAUUAAAAUAACUUUAGUCGCAAGUUACUGAUUCGUAGAAGGCGCACGGACGUGACAUAAAGCUGCAUCAAGUUAAUGUAUUCGUGUAACACCCGAAAUGUACGGGUACUCGCGCAGGUAUUCGGGUGAAACUCGAAAGACGAGUACCCGGGUGGUCGACAGCACUAAAAAGAAUGAUGCAUGUAUUUUAUCGAACGCAAGAAAGUAUGUCUUGUAUUUGGUGGAAUAACCAGUAUCUCGCGCCGCGCAACACUUCAGCCACGCGCGAUAUUGGACAAAUAAGUCGGCGUACUUUCUGUGAGAUAGUUUGUUUCGUCCGAUAGAUUUUCUUUGAAGUGGCUCGUAUCGAGUGGAUUGAGGAAGCGAUAAACGUCACGUUUUCCGCUUACUUUGACCCCGCUGUCGUCUAUAAAAGACUUGCGCAAACCAGAACGCAAUUGAAAGACCGUGUCCGCUACGAGACAAGAACACUCGUGUCCGUUUCUUUCGGCCGCAUUUCCUUGUAUUUGUCGCCUUUGAGGUGAAAUGUAUUUACCUUAGAGGGGAAAAAGCUCGAAAAUCGCUAUCGAAAAUAACGUAAAAAGAGGAAAAGGUGACAGAUGGAAACGGAGUUGUCACACACUGGAAGAGAAAACUAUCUGAGAGAGAGAUGACAAAUAUUUUUAUACAAUAUACUCAUAUUUAUCUAAAUCUAAAUUCUUUUAUUUAUAGAUGAGAUAAACAAUUGUUUCCAUGAGAAACUAAGGUUUUAAGAAAAUGUAUAUUUUCCUACUUGGAAAAUAUUUCACAUUAAUACAGGUAAAUAUGUUAUCAUCACCACCCAUCGAAUAAGUGUAUUUUCUUUUCUUGAUAUUUUUUCGAUCAAUACAGAGAGAAUAUAAUUUUCCUCGGAAACGCGGGAAUCGCGAGAUUGUCGCAAUUUUGAAUUUGCGACUGGUCACACGUCUUCGUGUUUUGCGACAGAAAUGAACUUUCUACAGAGUGCCAGCAACCUGCUGAGCGGAACGUGCGACACAGUCCGUUGUCAUUCUGACUUAUGCGGAACCACGCAGUUUCAGUCCAUUAGUCGACUUAACGUUCGCGGAACGGCAAAACGCCGGUCGCAAAUCCAGCGGCGCUACAUUGCAACUCGACAUCUCGCAAUUGUAAUUGUAACUGUUUUACAAAUAUAGAGUGGUUUAUUUCUGGCGGCGCGCGCGACGAGAGGGUCGACUUAUCGCACCGCUGACGCACACGAUCGUCGAUGAGGCUCGCGAAGUUCGUCGUACGUGGCUUCGCUGCGCGCGAAAGCGCAGCUGCGGCGAGGAUGCCGCGCGAGAAGCACCGCGAACGCUGUUGUCAAUGAUUCCGCGGGUCUACCCCGCUGCCCUCAAUUAUUUCAUAGGCCGCACGUUUCCAUGGACGAGAGCGUGCCGGAGCGUCGCCUGGAAAUUCUGCGAAGCGUAUCGCCGCUAUUCCGGCCAGCUCUCUCCUCUCCUAUCGACUCACCUCCUUUUUUCCGUCUUCUUUUCUUGUCUCCUCCCUUUCUUUCUUUUUAACUCGUGACAUCGGUUGGGUUCUUGUCCUAGCCGGACUCCGCAAAUGUGCAAACGCGCAAACAAACGCAAGGGUCCGGCAAGGUGCAGAAUACGAUGGUUGUAAAAAGUACGGUACAAUCAGAACGACGACAUUGUUCCCUCAAAUGCAGAUAUUUCUUACGAAGAAGGAUCAGCAGUCUGGCAUUAUUUCCGCACAAUGAUUGGAAUACAACGAUCGAAUAGUGCAGGAUGGCCUUGCAAAGCUGUCAGGUGGUGGUGAAGUCGGCAAUGCAAAGGACAGACAUUUCUGCGUUUGAGAAAACGAACCUGUGAAAUAGUAAUUGAGGACAGCGACGUGAACACGUGGCAUAUUUGACAAUUGAUUCGCAGCUAUGCGAAAGUUAUCACGAACAAAAUUACAUAUUUGUGAAGGAACGAUUUAUAAGUUCUCCAAAAUCGAUAUUCUUCGGGAAACACCAAAGACAUUAUUGAUAAUAAUAGUGUAAAGCCGUAUAAAAACGUUCCACUAUAUUCUUAUUCGAUAAAUUCGCGAGAAACUCGCGAAAGAAGGAAAGAAAGAAAUCCAUAUUCAUCUAAUAGCGCGGAACAGGAACUGUCUCUCAGCUUAAAAUCGGCUAUGAACGAGGUAAACAACUCGGAUAAACCACGGCAAUUUUCCACUGCCAAUGAUACUUACAAUUCUCUACUGUCCGUGAAAAUUUGACUAUUUUUUUAUCGAUCAAAAGUGCAGCCGCGAAACAGCUUUCUCUCUCUCUCUCUCUCUCUCUCUCUCUCUCUCUCUCUCUCUCUCUCUCUCUCGCUUGUCCGACAAUUGUUCUCUCCUUUGUAACAUGCAGCGAACACGUUGUCGCAACAAUGGUUUAUCACAGAACAAUUUACCGUGAGGUUCCUGCAUCCGUAUAAAGCGUAUCCCACACUCCGAAAUGGACGCAUUUACAAACUUACAGUCGUGUUCCGAUGUAAUUGCGGUCUCUCUGAGCCAUCCGUAAACAAGCGCGGGCUCGCGCGCGGAUUUAUUCGCGCAGCGUACCGCGCGACUUCGCCGCUGCAGAAAAUUGCAGCCGGAAUCAUGGUGCACAGGUUAGCGAACGAUCGCCGUACAUCGAGCGCAAACCUCGGACGAUGGUGGUCGGUCUGUGUUACGGUGUUAGUGACGAUGUCUAUGUAGUGGUAGCCGUGAUGGCUAGUGGCUGGCGCCGCCGGACGUUCAACAAUGGUUGCUUUCCCCUUGCCCUCCUCCCUUUACACUCCCUUCGUGUUCCACCGACGCCGCCAGUCGCAUAGUCGUCAAACACCCCCGACUACUGACAGCUUCGAACGGGACCUCGCUACUGCAAUUUGUUCGCACGCGACUCUGCGGUGUCUUCCGGGUCGAUCUCGCUUUGAAUGAUAAUUAGCCGCAGUUAUGCAAGAAUGUUCCAACCCCCAAAAUUAUGAUGGUUGUUUUAGUCACUAAUGAGUAGUCCACACGUCUUUUCACAUAAAACAAAAGAGAUUCAAGCUUUAUGAGCGCCUAAAAUUAAUUAAAAACAAUUUUUAUUUUUUAAUAUUUUUGUGUCAUUUUUUUCACUAAUUGUAUCUUUUUUAAGGGCCAAACUUGUCAAUGAAUACCUUUAAAAAGAAGAAAAUUGAUCAUGCUUAACUUCUUGAACGAUUGCGAAGAACUUAAGUGCUAUUUACACUUUCUAAAUCAUAAAUAAAAUUUUCAUCUUCAUUUUUCCUCGAACGUACUUCAAGUUGGAGCAUUCUCGCAUAACUACCGCCAAUUGUAUUCUGUUUUAAUUACAUUUUUUGUUUCUCGCUUAUGAUUCUCAUUGGAUGAUCAUGACGAUUUUACUUUAAUCGCGAUUAUUAUUUUGGUCUCGAGUCUGUACCAGUAUACAAGAUAAAUCUUGUUAUUUUUUACAAUAACUCAUGAAAAAUGCAUUUGCAUUUGCAAAUAAGCCAAACUACAUUCAUUUAUUAUGCCAAACUACAUUUAUUUAUUAUGCAAAAUUCAACUUGCAUGUCUCGUAAAUUCUUGAUUUAUAUUCCGUGUUUCUUUUGAUUCUCUUUUAUGUUUAUAUUUUCAUAUUCCUCUACAUGAAAUCAAUGAUAAAGAACGAUAAACAGCUUCUUUGGUCUGCUAUCCGAUAAUAUAUAUGAAUGACGCACGUACAAGUUUUUCGAAAGAAAAUAGAACUCGUGUUGUCGAGAGCGCUGCUUAUAUUAGAAAUGGAAAAAAACAACGAAUUUUAUACGAUCGCGUAUCAAUGGCGAGG
This is a messenger RNA of Odontomachus brunneus, 5370 nucleotides long. RefSeq lists its product as uncharacterized. Bases 49 to 558 code for a protein of 169 amino acids. The transcript is spliced from 5 exons. NCBI's taxonomy places the organism in Eukaryota, Metazoa, Arthropoda, Insecta, Hymenoptera, Formicidae. The record is from RefSeq and is a predicted model, not a curated record.